Messenger RNA from Brassica rapa (field mustard), 768 nucleotides. RefSeq lists its product as uncharacterized. The record is from RefSeq and is a predicted model, not a curated record. Gene Ontology annotation, molecular function: nucleic acid binding; zinc ion binding. Lineage: Eukaryota; Viridiplantae; Streptophyta; Magnoliopsida; Brassicales; Brassicaceae.
AUGGCACGUAGUGAUAUAUACAUUGCCAUUCCAUUUUCGACCCCAUUUGACCCGACUAUCUUCGUCACAGGGUUUACGCACUGGACAAGAGCACACUUCAAAGGUCAAAGAUACAAUAUCAUGGACUCCAACAUAGCUGAGUCAUGGAAUGGCGCCAUUAAAGAAGCAAGAGAGUACCCACUGAUCAUGAUGCUCGAGUACAUACGUACAACGGUGAUGGGUUGGUUGGCAUUGCGUCGUGCAAAAGCAAACGACGAGAAGGGAACAUUGACACCAAACGUGCGUAAACUUGUUGAAGAAAACUAUGACCUCUCAACUGUCUUAGCUGUGCGUGAUAUAAGUGAACUAGAGUUCCAAGUGCAAGACCCUAGGGGAGAGUGUUUCACUGUUAACUUAGCCGUUGGGAGUUGUUCUUGUAGAGAGUAUGACGAAAUUGGAAUCCCCUGUCCGCAUGCUCUAGCAGCAUCCUCGAAGGUUGGGUUUCCAUCUGACGCAAUGGUUGAACCAGCGUAUCGGGUCCCAACAUGGAGACAAGGAUUUGCUGGAAAAAUUUACCCAGUUCCUUCGGUUGGUGGGUCACAAGUAGGUUCUUCUACAACGGCCGAACUUCUUCCCCCUGCAGUCCGCAGACCAUCUGGACGUCCUAGGAAGGUUCGCAUAAAGUCUCGGGGAGAGUUCAAGAAGUCAGGACAAUCAUCAUCAAACAGGAGAUGCGCACGUUGUGGCCGGACUGGACACAACAGGGCAUCUUGCCGCAAUCCUAUAUGA